GUUAGCCCCGCCCAAGCGAGCAAUGUCUCCGAAUGCUUCCGGCGCCGGGUGAUGACGUCAACCGUACGGCGGGUCGGAAGGGCCGGUCUUGGGAAGGGCGUUCUGGUGGCUGCGGAUUCUUGAAGUGAGGUCCCUGAGGAGGGCGAUGACUGAAUACAAGCUGGUAGUGGUAGGAGCUGGUGGUGUUGGGAAAAGUGCCCUAACCAUCCAGCUCAUCCAGAAUCACUUUGUAGAUGAAUAUGAUCCCACUAUAGAGGACUCUUACCGCAAACAGGUAGUUAUUGAUGGAGAGACCUGUUUGUUAGAUAUCCUGGACACAGCAGGGCAAGAAGAGUAUAGUGCCAUGAGAGAUCAGUACAUGAGAACUGGGGAAGGCUUUCUAUGUGUGUUCGCCAUCAACAACAGCAAAUCAUUUGCAGAUAUCAAUCUUUACAGAGAGCAGAUUAAAAGAGUGAAAGAUUCAGAAGACGUACCAAUGGUGUUAGUGGGAAACAAAUGUGACCUGCCAACACGAACAGUAGAUACCAAACAAGCUCAUGAAGUAGCCAAGAGCUAUGGGAUUCCCUUCAUUGAGACAUCUGCCAAAACGAGACAGGGUGUUGAAGAUGCCUUUUACACAUUGGUGAGGGAGAUCCGCCAAUAUCGGAUGAAAAGGCUCAACAGCAGUGAAGAUGGGAAUCAAGGCUGCAUGGGAGUCUCGUGCCUUGUGAUGUGAUCAGCUGUCAAAAACAUCUGGCCAAAGUUCAGCUAGAGGGUGAAUCUUAAGUCCACUGUUGCAUUUCACCCGUACCCUGGUGCCAGUUCUAAUUCUUUUCUGUCGGCACCUGAAGAGAAUGUCUCUGAACAUCUACCUCUUUGCUCAGCUGAGCAAGCAAAGAAAGUCUCCUCUGUUGGUGGUGGGAUUUCCCCACCCCCACCCUCUCUUUCUCGGAUAGGUUCAAACUGAGGAACUGGUGUGUGAAACUGUAGAGGCCAAAUCCUUUGAAAGGACCAUGUACCUGUUUCUGGAAGGAAAGCUGGAGAAAAUUGCGAUCACACUGUACUGAAAAGCCUGACUCUCUCUCUCUCCACCAUUUUUGGACAGAGAAAUGCUACGUAGCAGCAUCCCCCUAUACUGUGUAUCUAAAAUAUUUCUAUAGCACAUCAACUUAUUGCACUUUUUUGGCCUCUAGCCCUCGGCUUUCUUUCUAGUAAGAGAUCUUGAAUAACCAAGUGCCUAUUUGUAAUGGCAGGACAGGCCUUAAACUUACCCUGCAAAGUUCCUAGCUGUCCCGUCUUGAGCACCUUGGUCUGCCUGCUCUUGACCUAUAGUGGCUCCAGUGUCCUCCUUCCCUGCUCUGUUCACUGAUGCUUCUUAAUAGGACUUUCAGGGGAUUGAAAGUGGAACCUUCUACAUGCAGAGCAUGUGUUCUGCCAUUGAGCUAUAUCACCUCCCCAGUAGUGCACAAGGACGUCUCUGCACCAUUGGCUGAAAUACACAUUGAUCUUUAAGACCUGUGGGGAACUCCAGCUGUCAGUCGCCAUCCUCCAGUGUUAAAUACAUUUCAUUUAACUCUUCCUGACAAUGCUGGAAGCCAUUGGUGCUUCUCACCAGGCCCAGUUAACAGCCGUGGAUAUUAAAACUAACAGUUACUCCAAUGCCGGUCAUAAAUCAUGGCUCUGUGAGGACUAUGUAGAGAAGAUUGAACUGCCCCAGCUUUCUAUGCACUUCUCUCUUUUAAUUCGUUCCACAUCUUUGUCAGGCACAGACUCUUUAUUUUUGAUCUGUGAAAAAUGAACCGGGGGGGAACACACUUCAUCAAGAUUAUAUACUUUGAAAGCUCUUUCCAGGUGACUGCUGUGCAGUUAAGCUACAGGUAAAGAGCUAGGGGAACAAAAGGGGAUUUAGCCACACAGUGAUGCUGCUUGGAUAAAGAAGUAAAUUGCUGUUGUGUAUUCAGCCUUACGAACUUUGGAACUGGAUUUUUCAUGAGCCCCAUAAUUCUCUGUUCAAAUGAAUAUUUGCUGGGAAAUAGCUGAUUGAAUAGAUAACCACUAUUUAUUUGAAAGCCGUAAUAUUUGAUCCUGGUUCUCAUGUCUUGUUACCGUUUUGCAACUGAAUGCGUGAACUGCCUUGAUUCCAAAGUGUUCUUGCUUGAUAUGAUGGAAAUUCGAACAAAAGCGCUGUCUGUGGUAGUUGUUUGAUACAUACAUGUCAUUGCUAGAUGUUGUGGUUAUUGCAUUUACAAAUUCUUCCUAAGCGGGGGCCAGACUGCAGUAGAAAUGAAAUACAGGAUCAUAAGUCCUUUAUUGGUGGUUUUAUUACGUUGCCAUUUUACUGUACAAGCUCCCAAGUUGGAGAAAUCACUGUGCAAUCACACAUAGCGAGAUGGUGGACACCUAUUUCCUAAAAUAUCUUUUCUCUUGCCUAAUAUGAUGAUGAUGUAUCAUUUCAGAUACGUGCAGUUUUCUGAGAGGGUGUUAAUAUGUCUUGCAUCUAGGUCAGGCAUCCCCAAACUUCAGCCCUCCAGAUGUUUUGGACUACAAUUCCAAUCUUCCCCAACCACUGGUCCUGUUAGCUAGGGCAGUGUUUCCCAACCUUGUGCCUCCAGCUGUUUUCGGACUACAAUUCCCAUCAUUCCUGACCACUGGUCUUGCUAGCUAGGGAUGAUGGGAGUUGUAGUCCAAAAACAGCUGGAGGCACAAGGUUGGGAAACACUGAGCUAGGGAUCAUGGGAGUUGUAGGCCAAAACAUCUGGAGGGCCGCAGUUUGGGAAUGCCUGAUCUAGGUAAACUCCCUUUGUUAAGGGAGAACUCCCUUUGUUAAGGGGCUGGUAUCACUUAAGCAAUAAAGUGGUAUAUUGUUUAAAUGCCUUUCCUUUGUUUUUACAGCCAAAGUUCCUAUAUCCCUUUCUAUUUUCAUGGCAUGUAUAAAUGUAACAGAUACAUGGAUGGAGGGGGCAGUAUUGAAUUUCUGCUCAUCUUGUAGCUGUUCAGGAUGUUGAACCUAGGAGUACUGCCAGAUAAAAGUGGCAGUCCUUGUACCACUUUAGGAAGUCUCCCUCCACUUGCAUUUACCAUGUAAAGGUUGUGUCUGCAGAAGCCUGAAGAUUAAAUGUCAUGUCUGGCUGAGUUUUCUGCAUAUUAGCCAGCAAAAAAGCAGCAGAGAAGAAGAUUUCACCGCUGCUUGGCCAGUUUCACACCCGUUGUAAAUCUGAGUCCAGUUGCUGCAGAUGAUAUUCCUUCACUAGACUAACUUUGCAUUCUCUAGAGAUAAAGCAUUCUUCCACCUUCAGAAUUAUUAUUAUUUGCCCUGAUGAACACCUGAUUAACUGAAACUAAUGGUCAGUAUUUUUUAAAGUAUUUGCAGUAUUGUUUUUAAAAAUACUAUUUGAAUUCUUCUGGGCCGGGGGCAGGGGUGGUACCCUGCAGAUGCUACAUCUUCCCAUCUUCCCUGACUAGUAGGCUGACAAUUGGGAUCCAGCAGCAUCUGGAGGCACCACAUUGCCUGCCUCUGCUCUGUACCUCUGUAUGUGCCCAUUUUUGCCCCAUGUGACUGAAUGAAUGGUUAGAGAAAGCACAGCUAUGGAGUUGAAAAGAGUAGAAAGUGCCUAUUUGCUGCCUGAUGAAUUUGAGUUCUGGGGUGUUUAAAUAUAAUUUUAAAAUGCUCACAAUGGUGCUUGCCUCUUCAGAUUCUCCAGCAUAAUACAGGAUGGUCAUAAGCUACGGGAAAUAAUAGUAAUAUACAUGAGCAAAUGGCAAGGUGUGCAUUAAUAAGAUCUAUACUGAUUUUACAGCUAAUUGAAGAAAAGCUCCCUUGUAUGUUCUUGAGUUAUGGAAGUGACACUCUGCCAAUUUCCUUCCGUUUGGAUAGUAGAAAAGGUGUCUUGCCUUAAUUGGUCUCUAACGCAACUGAUUCUGCCACUGUUUUGCUCUUGCUGACAGGCAAUCUCAUUUCCCACAGCAGAAUACCACAAUUAAUAUGGGGUAGUAGAUUCUCUGUGUGUGUGGGUAGGAAGCAAUGCAUGCUUCAGUUGUGAUUGCACAACACUGGAUGGACUUUCUUUUUAAUGAAGUAUCCGAACCCAGCAUUUAAACAUGGCAUGUCACCAAAGGACUAAUGUCAACUCCAUUACGUACUAUGUAAUCCAUUUCUCACUCAUUUUGUGUUUUAAUCAAAUAAUGUUUGUAAAAAAGAAUUCUAAAAUACAUCAAUAUUAUUCCUUGG
Messenger RNA from Zootoca vivipara (common lizard), 4207 nucleotides. RefSeq names its product NRAS proto-oncogene, GTPase (gene NRAS). NCBI's taxonomy places the organism in Eukaryota, Metazoa, Chordata, Lepidosauria, Squamata, Lacertidae. Gene Ontology annotation, cellular component: membrane. Gene Ontology annotation, biological process: signal transduction. Gene Ontology annotation, molecular function: GTP binding; GTPase activity. The record is from RefSeq and is a predicted model, not a curated record.